Symbiodinium sp. CCMP2592 is the source of this 861-nucleotide messenger RNA. The record is from the annotation of a GenBank genome assembly. Lineage: Eukaryota; Dinophyceae; Suessiales; Symbiodiniaceae.
AUGGUCACAAGCAUGAUCUUGUUGGGGAUCACCCUCUCGACGGAUGCUGCUUCACGAGAAGCUGCCAGCUGCUCCCAUCUCUCGAAGGGCGACGAUGCGAGCCUGUUGCAGCUCCGCCCCAGCCAAAACAUCUCAGCGCCCCAGUGCACUGCGAACAAAGAGGACCCUUAUGCUCACGGCUACCGCAUCAACUGCUGCGACGGACUUCAGAUGUGCUUGGGGAUUCAUGGCUCCGGCUGGAGCUACCGAUGCUACCAUGCAUGCGCCGUCUCCUGCACGGACGAAGGAGAGCGCACCCACGAGACGGGCAGCUACGUAGCCUGCUGUGAGGGGCUUCAGGAAUGCCCUGGGGACUGGCAGAUGAACGGUGAUGUCUCCGAUCGAUGCUAUCGGCAGUGUGACAUGGGCACCUAUCAUCCGCACUUCGACACCACACCGGAUCAUCUCAACAUCUCAGCCCGCGCACGCGGAAUCCGAGGCAACGGUGGCAGCAUCUCCGACAAUUUCUACCUGGUCAUCGGGGACAACGGAGGCUGUGACGGCGGCUGCUCAGGCUGCUGCGGCUGGCAGCAGCAAGUGGCAAGCAAGAUGAACGCCUACGUGAAGCAGCGGAAGCAGCGGAAUCCCAACUCGACGUUGCUCUUCGUGCUGUUGGUGGGGGACAACUUCUACUGGAUGGGAUGCAGCCCAGGGCGGUUCGAACCCACUUGGCGCAGCGUAUACAGAGAGUUGGCCGAGUACCCUUGGUUUGCCGUCUUUGGGAACCAUGACUAUGGCAAUGACGACCCCAAGUGCCUCUGCCCCUUCUUCCAUGAGCGGGUGCGCUGCGGCCCGAACAGUACCCGUGCUGAAUAUUCGUAA